This is a messenger RNA of Desarmillaria tabescens, 1162 nucleotides long. RefSeq lists its product as uncharacterized. The record is from RefSeq and is a predicted model, not a curated record. The transcript has 13 exons. Bases 32 to 1045 code for a protein of 337 amino acids. NCBI's taxonomy places the organism in Eukaryota, Fungi, Basidiomycota, Agaricomycetes, Agaricales, Physalacriaceae.
CUCACUCUUCUUCUCCCCUUCCACCUUAGAGAUGAGUAGCGAAAUUUUAGAUCCCUUUGGGGGCGUCGUCAUAUCUAUAUUUAUUAGCUUCCUCCUUUUGGGUGCUAUGUUUGUGCAAUUGUACAUCUACUUUGAUCGCUAUCCCAGGAACAAUAUCUGGCUAAAGGUAUUUGUCAUAGUUCUCUUUACCUUGGACGUUCUCAACUCUGUCUUGUCCCUUAUGUGGAUUUAUAAUCUCCUGAUCGACAAUUGUGGGAACCCCGUCGCAUUCACCAAAACUGAAUGGACUGCUGUAACCGACCCGCUUGUGGAGGGUAUCAUGGCAGGAAUGGUUCAAGGUUUUUUUGCAUGGAAGAUCUGGGUGUUAACCAGGAACUAUUUCUACCUCGGUGUGAUCGUGCUCUGCACAUUGACAUCUCUUGCCGGCAGCCUAGCGACAAGUAUACUCUGCUUUUUAACUGCCGGAUCUGCUGACUGGAAUGGGCUUCGUUAUGAAGUGGGCGCACCCAUUUUUAUAUGGCUUAUUCCAGCGACACUUGGGGACCUCGUCAUCACAGUCAUUAUCGUCAUAUAUCUGCAACGAGCAAAAGGUUCCAUCAAACGGACCAAUCGUAUCUUAGAUAGAAUUACCCGACUGACGAUGCAGAAUGGGUUUCUCACCGCCACCGUCGCCCUAACUGAUGUAGGUUUGACUCUCGGUAGUCGGCCUUACUAUCUUUGUGCGGGCUCUCCAAUUUCUGUUCUGUUUGACCAUCCUAAUCAUUACCUCCCAGGGGUCGUAUAUAUCUUGCCUAAACUGUACACAAACUCAGCGCUUUCGAGUCUUAACGCGCGCCAACCCCACAUCCAGGAUAUUGGAGAUGAAGUGGCCUCUAUGAACAUGCCGUGGAAUAAUCUCGAAGGAGUCACUGUAUUCAUAAGCGCUGAGCAUGAGAGUCAUGAGAUGAGAUACCCUCGUAACCCGAAAAAUGUCAGCAUAGCCAGGUUUUUGCCAGACGAACAAGACGUUCCGAAAGACCGUCUGACCCAGUCAGUGCAAACAUAGGCCAAAAAAAUGCACGACGAUAAUAGCGAGAACUACGAGUCUUAAGUAUCGCUACCUUCGACGAUCUCUUUGUCUUUGUAGUAAUAAUCAACGAUGUAGUCUAGUCUAGGCCUCGGU